Molecule: messenger RNA, 4492 nt
Organism: Vicugna pacos (alpaca)
Lineage: Eukaryota; Metazoa; Chordata; Mammalia; Artiodactyla; Camelidae
Gene: NUP133
Product: nucleoporin 133
Biological process (GO): poly(A)+ mRNA export from nucleus; protein import into nucleus; transcription-dependent tethering of RNA polymerase II gene DNA at nuclear periphery
Cellular component (GO): nuclear pore outer ring
Molecular function (GO): structural constituent of nuclear pore; protein binding
Source: RefSeq, a predicted model, not a curated record
AUCACCGCGCAUCUUCCCGCCCCUUGGGUGUUCAAGCGACGCGCGCCGGCCGCGCUGCAUCCCGGAGUUGGAGCGUGCGUUCCUUUUCUUCUCUCCCUUGCGUCAUGUUCCCGGCCGUCUCUUCUCCGCGGACCCCGGGACCCGGAGCCCGAAGGGGGCCUCUGGGCGGAGUCGGGCCUGGCUCCACGCCCCGAUCGACAAGCAGGAAGGGCCUGGCCCUGGGGUCUGUAGUGAGCUCCCCGGCGCUCUUCUCGCCGGUCGGCCGUCGUAGCUCGCUGAGCUCGCGAGGAACACCUACACGGAUCUUCCCACACCACUCCAUAACUGAGUCUGUGAACUAUGAUGUGAAAACGUUUGGCUCUUCUCUCCCUGUUAAAAUCAUGGAAGCCCUAACAUUGACUGAAGUUGAUGAUCAGCUGACUGUUCACAUAGACGAAGGUGGAUGGGCCUGUCUGGUCUGCAAAGAGAAACUCAUUAUUUGGAAGAUUGCUCUGUCACCUAUUACGAAGUUAUCUGUUUGCAAAGAACUUCAGCUGCCGCCUAGUGAUUCCCACUGGAGUGCUGACUUGGUGGCUCUCUCUUACUCUGCUACCUCAGGUGAAACACUUUCCACUCAGGCUGUUGCCGUCAUGAUUGCCACCAGAGAAGGAUCCAUCCGCUACUGGCCGAGCCUUGCCAGUGAAGAUACCUACACAGAGACUUCGCUAGAUUUGGGAGGUGAUAAGACUUACAGCUUCCUAACAGCAGUGCAGGGAGGAAGUUUUAUUUUGUCCUCAUCAGGAGGCCAGCUGAUUAGGCUGAUACCUGAAAGUUUAGGAAAAAUUCAUCAGCAUGUCCUGCCUCAGGGGCAAGGCAUGCUUUCAGGAAUUGGACGGAAGGUUUCUUCUCUUCUGGGAAUUCUAUCUCCUAGUAGUGAUCUCAUGCUUUCAGGUGUCCUCUGGGAUAGAGAAAGAUCCAGCUUUUAUAGCCUGACAAGUUCAAGCAUCAGUAAAUGGGAAUUAGAUGAUUCUUCAGAAAAACAGGCACAUAGUUGGGAUGUAAACAGAAUCCUGAAGGAGAACGUCACUGAUGCCAUCUGGGGAUCUGAAAGUAACUAUGAAGCUAUUAAAGAAGGGGUCAACAUUCGGUACUUGGAUUUGAAGCAGAACUGUGACGGGCUGCUGAUUUUGGCAGCAGCGUGGCACCCCGCAGACAGCCCGUGUCUCAUCUACUACUCUCUGGUAACAGUAGAAAACAAUGGCCACCAAGUGUCAGACGCAGUCACCGUAGAAGUCACUCAGUAUAAUCCACCUUUUCAGUCUGAAGACUUGAUUAUGUGUCGGUUGCUGGUCCCAAACUUUUCAAACCAGACUGCCUAUCUGUAUACUGAAAGUGCUGUCUAUGUGUGCUCCACUGGAACUGGAAAGUUUUCUCUUCCUCGGGAGAAAAUCGUCUUUAAUUCACAAGGAGAUAGUAUUUUAGGAGCCGGAUCCUGUGGUGGCGUUCCUAUCCUUUUUUCUAGAAACAGUGGAUUGGUGUCUAUUACUUCAAGAGAAAAUGUGUCCAUGUUAGCUGAAGACCUUGAAGAUUCCCUAGCAUCUUCAGUUGCUGGACGAAGCAAUGAGAGCGUGGUUUCUGAGGCCUCUGCAAAGAACGAAACCAUUGCCCAGGAAGACAAGACAAAGUUGCUAAAAGCUGCUUUUCUGCAGUACUGCAGAAAAGACUUAGGUCAUGCGCAGUUGAUAGUUGAUGAGCUGUUUUCUUCUCACUCUGAUUCGGAUUCUGACUGUGAACUAGACAGAGCUGUUACGCAGAUCAGCGUGGACCUGGUGGACGACUACCCAGCUUCUGACCCACGAUGGGCUGAGUCUGUCCCCGAGGAAGCCCCCGGGUUCAGCAAUACGUCACUGAUUAUUCUUCACCAGCUGGAAGACAAGAUGAAAGCGCACUCUUUCCUUAUGGACUUUAUUCACCAAGUUGGCUUAUUUGGACGUCUCGGCACUUUCCCAGUGAGAGGGAUGCCGAUGGCAACGCGACUGUUGCUCUGCGAGCACGCCGAGAAGUUGUCAGCCGCGAUCGUGCUCAAGAACCACCACUCACGGCUGUCUGAGCUGGUGAACACGGCGAUACUGAUUGCCUUAAACAAGAGGGACUGUGAGGUCCCGUCCAACCUGACCCCCGCAGACGUCUUUUUCAGAGAGGUGUCCCAGGUAGAUACCAUCUGUGAGUGUUUACUGGAGCACGAGGAGCAAGUCUUAAAGGACGUAUCAUUGGAAUCGGUUGAAUGGGCUGAGGUGGUGAUCAACGUGAACAGUAUUCUCAAGGACAUGCUGCAAGCUGCUACUCACUAUCGACAAAAUAGAAGCUCCUUGUACAGAAGAGAACCAUUAGACCAAGAACCUGAGUAUGUUCCCUGGACAGCGACGAGUGGCCCUGCUGGCAUCCGAACUGCAAUCGUGCGCCAGCAUGGCGUUGUCCUGAAAGUGGUUUAUCCCCAGGCAGACAGCAACCUCCGAAACGUUCUGACAGAGCAGCUGGUGGCACUGAUAGAUUGCUUCCUGGAUGGCUAUAUUUGCCAGCUGCGGUCUGUGGACAAAUCCAGUGAUCAAGAAAGAUACACCAGUCUGGAAGUGGAAUACCUACAGAAAAGAUCGGACCUCUUGUCUCCACUUCUCACACUAGGCCAGUAUUCAUGGGCUGCGUCGUUAGCAGAAAAAUACUGUGACUUUGACAUCUUAGUACAGUUGUGUGAGCAGACUGACAACCAGACCAGACUCCAGCGCUACAUGACCCAGUUUGCUGAUCAGAAUUUUUCAGACUUUCUCUUCCGUUGGUACCUGGAGAAAGGAAAGCGAGGCAAAUUGUUGUCUCAGCCCAUUUCUCAGCAUGGACAGUUGGCAAAUUUUUUGCAAGCUCAUGAGCAUCUCAGCUGGUUACAUGAAAUUAACAGCCAAGAAUUAGAAAAGGCUCACGCAACACUUCUGGGUUUGGCAAAUAUGGAAACUUGUUACUUUGCAAAGAAAAAAACCCUUCUUGGCUUGAGUAAAUUGGCUGCUUUAGCUUCAGACUUUUCAGAAGAUAUACUGCAAGAAAAAAUUGAAGAAAUGGCCGAGCAGGAGCGCUUCCUGCUGCACCAGGAGACGCUGCCUGAGCAGCUGCUGGCGGAGAAGCAGCUGAGCCUGAGCGCCAUGCCCGUGCUCAGCGCGCCGGAGCUCAUCAGCCUAUACAUCUGUGAAGAAAACAGAAGAGCUAAUGAAUAUGAUUUUAAGAAAGCUUUGGACUUGCUGGAGUAUAUUGGUGAGGAGGAAGAUGUAAAUAUAAAUGACCUAAAACUGGAAAUCCUUUGCAAAGCUCUUCAGAGAGAUAACUGGUCCAGUUCAGAUGGUAAAGAUGAUCCAAUUGAGGUAUCGAAAGACAGUAUAUUUGUGAAAAUCUUACAGAAGCUUUUAAAGGAUGGCAUUCAGCUCAGCGAAUACCUGCCAGAGGUGAAGGACCUGCUACAGGCAGACCAGCUGGGGAGCUUAAAGUCCAGCCCUUACUUUGAGUUUGUGUUGAAAGCCACUUAUGAAUAUUAUGUCCAAGGGCAAAUGUAACUUUUUCUAAAAGUGGUCAUUGUUCCCGAAAAUUUGUAUAAGCAUGUCUCCUUACAAAACAUUUUAGACCUGAAACGUCUGGAAGUUUGUACAGUUUUAUAACUUGCAUUACUGAGGGUUUCUUACACUUUAUUUGGAAGCUACUACAAAAUAGUUAUGUGACGAUAGUUUUGGUUUUCAGUCACAUGAUUUUUUUUUCUCCCUUUUUCCAUCUGAAAUUUAUCAGUUGUCUGCAUACUUGCUACCCUUCCUUUUUUAUCUCGCUCCGUCCGGGGCCCUGGAGCUCUUGUCCUGGCUCUGGCCACUCGUCUGUACAGCUUACUGCUAGGCUUCAGCUUCUGUAACUCUAAAAAUGACAAGAUCGCACUGAAUUGUCUGUGGAGUUGCUGCGUCUCUGGAUAUUAUGCAUCGGAGAGUCCAUGGAAUAUUUGGUAUCCUGGUUAGGGCUAGUGGGAAAUGCCUAGUGAGGUAAGUGUCAAAUUUUGCGAACUUGCGGAAUGGAAAGGCAGAGCAGCCUGAUUCACUGUGAGCUUGAUAACUGGUUAGUCUGUUGGGGAAAAUGUCAAAACUUUUCUAUGUAAAUAAUCGAAUAUUAAAGUAUUUUGGUGAAUAAAACAUAUUAAUGUGGCUUUCUAACCUGUCUAUAAGUUACCACACAAUAGGUUACAAUCUUUCAGUGUUCAGUGUGGGGACUCAGUCAGCUUCAUGGAUUCUCCAGAUGGUUGACACUGAAUUCCCACCUUGCCACAGUCUGUCUAGCUAAUCUAAGGUGUGUGUAAUGCUAGAAACCAUUGUAGGUUUUUUUUUUUUAAUAAAGCAGCUGAUUUAAUUGAAAACCAGUGGUUCUCAAUGCUUCUGUGUCCGGACCUAUGUCGUCCUCAGUUUUUAUCCGGCUUUAAAUAAAGGCGGGGUUGCUGGCA